AAAAUAGUUAGUAGUGACCCGGAAGUUAAAACGAAACGUCACAUGUUGGUGCGUGCAAAAUGUCUACCGACACUGCGUCAAAGCGACUCUUAUCCUCUCAGCCUGAUGACAGAGUGGACUGGAAGAAAAGAAAAGCAGAAAUAAAUGAAACUAAGAAGCAAAGGAAAGAAUCUAAACUGAUUAAACAGUUGGAUAAGCAGAAACAGCAAGAGGCGGCAGAAAGAGAACAACUUGAAAGAGGCCAGAACAAAAAAGGUCGGGGGUACACGGUGAGUGUGGCCGUGCCAGGUUCUGUGCUGGACAACGCGCAGUCCCCUGAACUCCGUACAUACCUGGCUGGACAGAUCGCUCGCGCCUGUGUCGUGUUCUGCAUCGACGAGAUUGUUGUGUUUGAUGAAUAUGGGGAAGAUGUCAAGAGUGUUGAAGGUGAAUUUAAAGGUGUUGGGAAGAAAGGACAAGCGUGUAUUCAGCUUGCCAGAAUACUUCAGUAUCUCGAGUGUCCUCAGUACCUGCGCAAAUGGUUUUUCCCAAAGCACCAGGAUUUACAGUAUGCAGGUUUGCUGAACCCUUUAGACAGUCCACACCACAUGAGGAUAGACGAGGGGUCAGAAUACCGGGAAGGAAUUGUCCUCGACAGGCCAAGCAAACAAGGAAAAGGUUCAUUAGUCAACUGUGGGAUGAGAAAGGAUGUUCGGAUUGAUAAACAGCUGCAGUCUGGACUUCGAGUCACAGUACAGCUCAACAACAAGCAAAAGCAAGACAGCAAAAUGUACCAAGGUGUGGUGGUGGCCCCUCAUGUGCCCAGGACUGAAGGAGGACUCUACUGGGGUUACAGUGUCCGUCUGGCAUCUUGUCUCAGUGCAGUUUUCACAGAAUGUCCGUACAAAGAAGGAUACGAUGUGACGAUUGGGACGUCGGAGAGAGGCAGCAACAUGGACCAAACCACGCUGUCGCCAUUCAAGCAUCUUCUGAUCAUUUUUGGGGGUCUACAAGGGCUGGAGGCCAGUGUGGAUUCUGACCAAAACCUGGAAGUGACUGACCCUAGUGUUUUAUUUGACUUAUACCUGAACACAUGUCCUGGUCAGGGCAGCAGGACCAUUCGCACAGAAGAGGCCAUCUUAAUUUCCAUGUCGGGGCUGAGACAGAAGAUCACAGCUGCCUUUUCAGACGUUUCCAAUGGUUCAUGAAAUAACUAGUGUAUAUGUUUGGUCAUCUAACAGGUUGGAUUGCCGUAAUUGACUAAUCAUACAAAUCUAACUCCACCAAGAGCUGUCAGAUUUCUCUAUUUCUUGUUUAGUAAUUGUGUUCUUUUUUGAAAUCAUCCAACAAAUUGUACAUAUUUAAAUACAAAUACCAUACCCAA
Solea solea (common sole) is the source of this 1363-nucleotide messenger RNA. RefSeq names its product SPOUT domain containing methyltransferase 1 (gene spout1). The coding region runs from base 60 to 1187 and encodes 375 amino acids. Gene Ontology annotation, cellular component: kinetochore; mitotic spindle; spindle pole centrosome. Gene Ontology annotation, molecular function: miRNA binding. The record is from RefSeq and is a predicted model, not a curated record. Gene Ontology annotation, biological process: miRNA processing; maintenance of centrosome location. NCBI's taxonomy places the organism in Eukaryota, Metazoa, Chordata, Actinopteri, Pleuronectiformes, Soleidae. The transcript has 12 exons.